Molecule: messenger RNA, 1036 nt
Organism: Setaria italica (foxtail millet)
Lineage: Eukaryota; Viridiplantae; Streptophyta; Magnoliopsida; Poales; Poaceae
Product: probable glutathione peroxidase 2
Exons: 6
Coding region: 121-717 (198 amino acids)
Biological process (GO): response to oxidative stress
Cellular component (GO): cytosol
Molecular function (GO): glutathione peroxidase activity
Source: RefSeq, a predicted model, not a curated record
CCAAGAGACCACGGCGUACGCCGUACGCCGGUGUGGACGCUCUCCAGUCUCCAGUCAAACCAAACUCGCUGCUGCCGGCCGUGGCGUGCCGUUUCUUACCGCCCACCUCCGCCAACCCCCAUGAUUGCGGCGGCUACAAGAGGCGGGCUCAGCGGCCCCCGAAUCCUCCUCUCCCUCGCCGUCCUCGCCCUCGCCAUUGCCCUCGUCUCGCGCUCCCUCGCCCCGACGGUCCCGGACAUGGCCGACGACCUGCCCGCCUCCAUCUACGACAUCGCCGUCAAGGAUAUUAGAGGGAAUGAUAUAAAACUGAGUGACUACGCUGGAAAGGUUCUUCUUAUUGUUAACGUUGCAUCGCAAUGUGGAUUAACUAAUUCGAAUUACAAAGAGCUGAAUGUCUUGUAUGACAAGUACAGACAAAAAGGCCUUGAGAUACUUGCAUUUCCAUGCAACCAAUUUGCUGGUCAAGAGCCUGGCAGCAAUGAAGAUAUUCAGGAGACAGUUUGUACUAGGUUCAAAGCAGAGUUUCCUAUUUUCGAGAAGAUUAAUGUGAAUGGUAAGGACGCUGCACCAUUGUUCAAGUACUUGAAAUCACAGAAAGGAGGCUUCCUUGGAGAUGGCAUUAAAUGGAACUUCACCAAAUUUCUUGUUGAUAAAGAUGGCAAGGUUGCUGGGCGAUAUGCUCCGACGAGUUCUCCUUUGAAGAUAGAGGCUGAAUGACAUCCAGAAGCUUCUUGACACCACACCAUAAUUGGUUUGUGAAUCACGUCCUCAGAUUCUGUAUGUCGCUCUUCUGAGCUGUAUUAUUAUUGAAAAUAAGGAGCUCGGACAUCUCAGUUUGUGUUUCUGCAGUUGAAAUUAAGAUGGUCUAGUGAACUUUUCAUGAAAAUGCCACUUGUUAAUCUUUACUAGAGGAGAUGCACGUGCCAUAGGUUUUAGAAAUCUAGGCAAAUUUCGCUAUAUUUUACUUCCAAAAUUUAGCAUGUAAAUAAUUAUCAUGAUUAUGUUGAGUGAUUCAGUGAUAACAUGAUAUGUGCAA